AUGUCGGAACCGCCCAUAUUACCAAAGCCAGUGUCCAAGGUGAUACUCAUUCAACCUUCAAAUGCUGCUCAACCUAGCCAACCUGCAGCUCAACAACAAGGACAACAAGUCUACCUACUUCAGCCGGGAAGUCAGCAACCUCAGAUAACUUUCAUUCCUGUACAAGUUCCUGCCGAUAAUGGAGCCCCUAAAAAGCAGAUGACGGUUUUAAGCAAUAUGCAAACAAUGAAUCAAUCCUCCCUGUCUACGGAGAGGCUGGAUAGACAAUCCAUGGCAUCCAUGAGUCAACCCGCCCCAAUGCCCCAGGUAGCUCCCUCUACGCAGCAUCGGAUCACCCUCGGAAACCUUCAUUUUCAACAGGAUCCGAAUGAUCCGCAGAAAUGGAUUAUUACCAAUGAUCCAGCCCCUACAGCCCAUCAGCCAAUGCAACCGGCGAUGCCAACCCGUAUGAAUGGUGGUGCUGAAAGCCCGAUGAUGAAUACCGAUUACGAUGCUAUGACAGCCAAUUUGAAUGAUAGUCAAGUCCCUAAAAGAUGUGCAUGUACAUGUCCCAAUUGCCAAAACAACAGUACACAACGAACCGGUGAUGGAAAGCAACGCCUCCAUAUAUGUCAUAUUUGUAACAAAACUUAUGGUAAAACGUCACAUUUACGAGCGCAUCUUCGCGGUCAUGCCGGAAAUAAGCCCUUCGCAUGUGACUGGCAGCAUUGUACAAAGAAGUUUACAAGAAGUGACGAGCUUCAACGACAUCGAAGAACGCACACAGGAGAAAAACGUUUCACUUGUUCGCAUUGUGGAAAGAAGUUCAUGAGAAGUGAUCACUUAACUAAACACGAAAGAACCCAUACAAGCAAUAGAGUGAACUUAAAUAACUCUCAAAUAAGAAUAUCUCAUAAUUAA
Auanema sp. JU1783 is the source of this 900-nucleotide messenger RNA. Lineage: Eukaryota; Metazoa; Nematoda; Chromadorea; Rhabditida; Rhabditidae. The record is from the annotation of a GenBank genome assembly.